Molecule: messenger RNA, 5122 nt
Organism: Pelobates fuscus (common spadefoot toad)
Lineage: Eukaryota; Metazoa; Chordata; Amphibia; Anura; Pelobatidae
Gene: EML4
Product: EMAP like 4
Exons: 24
Coding region: 222-3239 (1005 amino acids)
Biological process (GO): microtubule cytoskeleton organization
Cellular component (GO): mitotic spindle
Molecular function (GO): microtubule binding
Source: RefSeq, a predicted model, not a curated record
AGAUGGAACAAGAGGAGCAGCAGUAUCUUUGCUGAGAAUUUUUUUUUUUUUUGUGUGCCAAUACAGAAGUGCUUUGUGGUAGGCCAUCUGGGCUGGGAGGAUUUCCUCACAAUUUAAAGUAUGACAUUUGACAUAGAGCCCUGGGAUUUGCUGUGAAGCUCUUGAGGUUGCAGGGAAAAGUUGGCACAACUGAUUUCAGGAGUUGUAAAAUAGGUGAUAGCAUGGAGUCUAGCCUGCCUGAGCUCACAUCUGUUGAAUCUACAUCACUUGGAACCUUCUGCAAUGAUGACAGCAUUUCUGCAGCAAGCACCUCUGACGUACAGGAUCGCUUAUCUGCUUUGGAACUAAGAGUUCAGCAACAAGAGGAUGAAAUCACAGUACUCAAGGCUGCUUUGGCCGAUGUCCUCAGACGUCUGGCAAUUUCUGAAGAUCAAGUGGCCACAGUCAGAAAGGCUGCUCCAACCAAAGGUUCGCCAUUACUACGUGAAGCUCUUUCUAUGUCUUGUAUAACCAAUGGAGGUUCUGGAACCAGAAAAAUAAGCCAUACUGGAUCAGUUGCGAAGAAAGAUACACUGGCUUCUGCUGCUAAGAGCAGUGCAGAGAAAAAGAAAGAAAAAGCCCAUGGCACAAAAGAGGAAUCAAAUACAAAUGAUCAAAAUCUGCCAAAUCCCAUAAAUCAAGCAUCUCCUUCUCCCCUUCAGUCCCCACAGCCUCUUUCAACACACAGGCCAAAUCAGGAAAGCAGGACCCCUGCACCAGUAAAAAGUGUGAAGAGAAGCUCUACUAUAGAAAAAUCACACAACAUGUGGGAUAAUGCUGAUGACGGUAAAAACAAAUUAAUGAGAGCUUCUUCAACCUCUAAAUUGACAUCAAAAGUUUCCAAAGCUACAGAUAAGCAUAAAGAUAUUGUCAUCAGCCCAGCAAAAAUGUCCACACGGGAAAAAAACAGCCAAGAAGGAGAAUAUAUUAAGAUGUUCAUGCGAGGGCGACCAAUCACAAUGUUCAUUCCUUCAGAUGUGGAAAAUUAUGAUGACAUUAGGACAGAGUUGCCACCUGAGAAAUUAAAACUGGAGUGGGUAUAUGGCUAUCGCGGGAGAGACUGCAGAGCCAAUGUUUACCUCCUGCCUACUGGAGAGAUUGUAUAUUUCAUAGCAUCCGUUGUAGUACUGUUCAAUUAUGAUGAAAAGACUCAGCGACACUAUCUGGGUCACACAGACUGCGUUAAAUGCAUAGCUAUUCAUCCUGACAAAAUAAGGAUUGCAACAGGGCAGAUUGCCGGGGUAGACAAAGAUGGAAGACCUUUGCAGCCCCAUGUUCGUGUAUGGGAUUCUGUUAGCCUUUCCACACUGCAAGUUAUUGGACUUGGGACAUUCGAACGAGGCGUUGGGUGUUUGGAUUUCUCAAAAGCGGACUCAGGUGUACAUUUAGCUGUGAUUGAUGACUCCAAUGAACAUAUGCUUACUGUAUGGGACUGGCAAAAGAAAUCUAAAGUAGCAGAAAUUAAGACUACAAACGAGGUAGUGCUGGCUGUUGAGUUCCAUCCCACUGACGCAAACACAAUAGUAACCUGUGGCAAGUCUCACAUCUUCUUCUGGACCUGGAGUGGCAACUCUUUAGUAAGGAAACAAGGAAUAUUUGGGAAAUAUGAGAAGCCAAAGUUUGUGCAAUGCCUAGCAUUUUUAGCAAACGGAGACGUGCUUGCUGGGGAUUCCGGUGGAAUAAUGUUAAUAUGGAGCAAAACUGCAGUAGAAUCAACAGCUGGCAAAGGAGUGAAAGGUGUCUACCAAAUUAGUAAACAAAUCAAAGCUCACGACGGCAGUGUAUUCACACUUUGUCAAAUGAGAAACGGCAUGCUGCUUACUGGAGGUGGCAAGGACAGAAAAGUCAUUAUGUGGGAUCACAAUCUUAACCCAGAAAGAGAGAUUGAGGUCCCUGACCAGUAUGGCACCAUCCGGGCUGUAGCCGAAGGAAAAGCCGAUCAGUUUUUAAUUGGGACAUCACGUAAUUUUAUUUUGCGAGGAACGUUUAACGAUGGCUUCCAAGUAGAAGUGCAGGGUCAUACAGAUGAACUCUGGGGAUUGGCAACACAUCCAUUUAAAGACCUUCUGUUAACAUGCGCUCAAGACAAACAAGUUUGUUUGUGGAACUCUGUGGAUCACUCACUAGAAUGGACCAGGCUCCUGGAUGAAACAGGACACUGUGCCGAUUUUCAUCCAAGUGGGAUAGUAGUAGCAAUCGGAACACAUUCUGGAAGGUGGUUUGUUCUUGAUGCAGAAACAAGAGAUCUUGUUUCAAUACAUACAGAUGGGAAUGAACAGCUCUCAGUGAUGCGAUACUCAGUUGAUGGCUCUCUUCUUGCUGUCGGUUCACAUGAUAACUUCAUUUAUCUCUACACUGUCUCAGAGAAUGGAAGAAAGUAUAGCCGUUAUGGAAAGUGCACUGGACAUUCCAGUUACAUUACGCACCUUGACUGGUCCCCGGAUAACAAGUACAUAAUGUCUAACUCAGGAGACUAUGAAAUAUUAUACUGGGACAUUCCAAGUGGCUGUAAAUUGAUCCGAAAUCGUUCAGACUGCAAGGACAUUGACUGGACAACUUACACCUGUGUUCUAGGAUUUCAAGUGUUCGGAGUGUGGCCAGAAGGAUCAGACGGAACGGAUAUCAAUGCACUAGUAAGAUCCCAUAAAAGAAAAGUGAUUGCUGUUGCUGAUGACUUCUGCAAGGUCCAUUUAUUUCAGUAUCCUUGCUCCAAACCAAAGGCUCCAAGUCACAAGUACAGUGCUCACAGUAGUCAUGUAACUAAUGUCAGCUUCACACAUAGCGACUCCCACCUAAUAUCUACAGGAGGGAAGGACAUGAGCAUAAUGCAGUGGAGACUUAUCGAAAAAGUCUCCCUCUCACAAAAUGACAGUAUAGUUGAAGUCAGUGCAGUUAAUGCACCUGUUGCAAGUGAAAUAGUUGUGCAGCCAAACACGCCUAACUCAGUGCCACCUCUAAAUGAGGUUCCUGAAGAGGUUGUUGAAGAGGAGAAGACUCCAGAAGAGCCUCCUGCAUCAGUGGAGAGCAGUGUCGAAGACGUUCUGGAUCAGUCUGAAGAACAAAACGAAGUUCAGAGCGAAGAAAGCACCCAGGAACCAGUAGAGUCAAAUGGUCAAGAGCCUUCAAGUGAAAUUAGCGAAGAGCAAUCUGAUUCUCCUACCAUAACUGAAACCCAGGGAGAUAAUUCACCAUUGUCUUAACAACUUAAAGCGGGAUGGUCUUUUUUUUUUAACUGGUGUGUGUGCUUUCAUAAUGGGAAGAGGGUUUAAAUAGCAGAAGAGUUUUGGCUGAAAAUCAGUACCAUACCUGUAUAAUUUUGGCAAAUUUCAAGCAUGAAAUUUUGCCUUGGGCUCAAGUGACAGCCAACGUUCAGAACUAGCCAAUGUUGGAAGAAGGUCAAAAACCAUAGAUUAUAGAGUUCAGGAACUGAUGUCACAAAGAGGAUUGUAGAUAUUUUUCAGGGACAAACUGGGUUCAAUAAUAGAUUAAGAAGUGUGUGGAAACCCAAAUUAUAUGUUUCACAGCAGAGGAUUUUUUUGUGUAAUACAACCGCAUUUCCUAGGUGCAUAUUCAUACAGGCCAAAGGCUAAGCCAUCUUGAAUAACAGAGUGCUCUCUUUUCAGCACUACUUUGGUCGACACAUAUGCAAUUUUCUUACAAUAAUUCUAGGUGAAUUUGCAAUAUGAAGUUUGCCCUUAGUGCUGCUAGCUAUCUUAAGGACUAUUUUUAUUAUAUAACAACUAUUCAGCUAACGGCUUAUUCAUUGUGAUCUAGCUUUAUCCUGACCAAGCCUUCUCAUAGAGGAUCCCAAUUCAUGCACAUCAUUUGCCCAAAACAAACACUGCAUUCUAAACAAAAGGUAUCACUGCUAUAAGCAAAAUGUUAUCUUUUUAAAACUAUUUCACAGAACUCGUAAAUUUCAUGGUUCACUAAAAUGGUGCUUGACAUUUCUAAACAAUUGUUUUUUUAAUUGAAACCAUAGUAAUCUAGCAUCACCAGAAGGAAAAAGAAAACAAAUUCGGAUUGCAUGCUAUAAAUUUUAAAACACAUUUUUCAUUUCCCAUUUUCUUUGUGAAUAUUUUAACUACACAAAAUAUUUUGUCAUUUUCUGCAUUUUUCUAUAAUUUCUAGAUAAGUUUAGACAUUUUUUGUUUUGGUUAAAUUCAUAAGUCUUAAGUGUGCAAGCGUUUACGUGAUUGCGCCAUUCCAAAGUGCAUCAAAACUGUCAUUCCCUUUUAGUAACCACUCAGGAGUAUUGCUAUAGAUCAGGUAUUUAGUAAGAAGAUUUCAAUGGAUGCCCAAAGGAUACAAUGUACACAAACCUAUCUACGGUGAAGUUAUAUGGCAAUGUUUGUAUGCUUGCAUGUGUGUAUAAGCUGUAUAUCUUCAUAUUUGUAUGUGUGUAUAUGCCUAUAAAAUUAUACACAUGCAAGUGUCUAAAGAUGUAACAGAAAUUUUCUCUUGUUUACAAUGUUCCAAAAAUGCCUCGAAGUCUCUAGCGGAAAGGGAUAUAGAGAUUCCAAGCAAAAAGUGUGUUUAAGUUGUUCUCUGUACUUUGUAUUUUCAGUGAACUCUUAUGAAUGUUCAGGAAUUGAAAAUGUACUUUUGUAUUUUCAGUGAACUCUUAUGAAUGUUCAGGAAUUUAAAACGGUUGCAAUCACAUGAAAUGUUGUAGAAUAAACUGUGGGUAAAUACAUAUGAGGACAAUAUAGGCAUCUAAACACACAACUAUCCUUUUUUGUUUUCGUUUGGGGGGUGGGAAAGGGGGAAUAUAAAUAUAAAUGUAGAGGUUGCCAUAAAAAGAAAUUUAAGAAAAAAUAUGGAUUAUAAAUAUGCAAAAAGCCUUACAUCAUUUAAGCACUGGCAACUACUGUUUAAAAUCUAAUUAUUCUGUGAUUUAUGAAUGGGGGAAAAAGGUUAAUUAUGUAAUUGUAGGUGUCUUUGAAACAAAAUUGUGAAUGAAAACUGAAUAAGUGUGUUUCAUGUGAAGAUGUUUGAGCCAUUUCUAUCUCAUGCAUUCCUGUCUCAUGACAGUAAUUUUUUUUUUGAAGAUUAAAAGCAAUAGAAAAUAAAAAAUGUAAAA